Messenger RNA from Tilletiaria anomala UBC 951, 3738 nucleotides. RefSeq lists its product as uncharacterized. The coding region runs from base 110 to 3610 and encodes 1166 amino acids. NCBI's taxonomy places the organism in Eukaryota, Fungi, Basidiomycota, Exobasidiomycetes, Georgefischeriales, Tilletiariaceae. The record is from RefSeq and is a predicted model, not a curated record. The transcript is spliced from 2 exons.
AGUAUCUAAUAUUAACCGAAGACACCUCCGACAUUUCGGGCGGUAGACUGAGCAUCGUGCAGAUAGACACUGCAAGUAUCUUAUUGGAGCAUCUAGGUAUAAGACUAGCAUGCCUCGCAACACUUUCAAUUCACGGGCAACAGCCACUUUCUACGGCCAAGGCAGCUCUUUCAACGCCAGUUCGUCUCAUCCAGGAUCGACAAGCUCCAAGCCCGUCGUAGUGUCGGAGGACAGUCAAACGGAGACUGGCGAUGAUGAAGAUGAAGUUGCUAUUACCGGGACGCGCCAACUGGGUAGUCCUACGAAACAACAAAAAUCAUCACAUUAUAAAGACUCGUCCAGCGAGCUGUCAUCUGAUGAAGACGAUGCAGCUCUUCAGCCAUCCUCGUCAACCCGCAAAGGUAAGAAGAAAGCUACGGAGAAGAGCCCAAGGAAGCGGAGAUCAAAGUUCCAUGCAAGUACAGCCUCCGAUUCGAGUGAUGAGGAAGGAAGCGACGAUGAUGACGAGGACGAGGCGAUCCGCUUGGCGAUCAACGAGGCCGGUGACGGCGACUCGCUACUCGGCUCCGAAAGUCAAAACGAGCUCAGCCAAGACGACGCAGACAGCGACUCUCAGGAAGAGCUGCACGCCCACGCGUAUGCCAACGCUCAGCGUGCAGCUGGCCUCCUGGGGAAAGAGGACAACUCGGAUAGCGACUCCGACGGCAUCCUAGCCGAGGAGGAGGCGCGCAUCAUCGCAGACGAGGAAGCUCGCCAACAGCGAAAGAAGCGCAGGUCAGCCGAUAAGCGCCGCUUCUGCAGGCAUCUCUAUACAGGAGACGACACCGACAGCGGCGGCGAUGGCGAUGGCGAUGCGAGCAGUCGACACUUCAGCCAGGUUGAGGAUGCAGAGCGUAACACCGAUAGUCUACGUGGACAGCCUACUUCCGUCUCACCGUCCACCCUUCGUGCUCUCGGACUCAGUAGUCUGGGAUAUGGCGACGUGCUUUUUGAGCAGCAAACAGACUUUCACACCGACUCAGAGCCCUCCUUCACCGAUUUCUUCAACGGCGAGGCGUCCAGCUCUUCCGGUUCAGACUCUGAAUCAGGCGCAGGGACCGACAGCGAGGGUACAGAUUCAGACAAUGAGAGUGACCUCGAUGCGCUUACGACUGACGACGACACGGACUCGAAUCUCAGCGCACUCGAAGCGGCCAUUCUAGCCGGAGAGCCGCUGGUCUUUGGCCGCGCAAACCUUGAUGGAAGCGCCAAUCCAGAUUCCUCCCUCACCGGUCUUGUCGAGGGCUUGCUGGCAGGCGCAGAUGCCAACACGGCCCAUGCCAUCCAUGGUGGCGUCGGUAACCGGGACACGCCAGAUGAUGAUGAUCAAUUCAACAGCGCCGAGAAUGUUGCGGCGCGCGCGCUGGCCGCCGAGGAGGCGAGACGAUGCGCCGAGAUGCCAUUGCUCGUCAUUGAAGACCUGGACGGCCGGCUGAUUUAUGCACGGGCCGGGAACGGGGAGGCGGUCUUUGGCAGCGAUGGAGAGUUCGAGUACAUCGGUGGAGAAGAGGAGACGGAAUCGGACGAGGAUGACCCGUACGAGUAUUGGAGCGACAUUGACGAGGGGUUGCUUGCCGCUCUGGGUCCCGGCGCUGAUGCCGUUAUGAGUGGAGGCGGCAAUCAUGGAGCUGAUCCUAGCGCUAAAGCGCUCGGUAAGAGGCGUGCACGAGACGUAGAGGAAACCGAAGACGACGGCGAGACUACGGACGAGCUGCCAGAGGAUGAUCUGCAAUUCAGCAGAUUGCUCGUCGGCUCCAUCGAGCCGCAUGGCGGGCGCCAAUCGCGCAGGCGCCGAGCGCUUGCCCUCAAGAGUCGCAAGCUGUCUCCUGCAAAUUUCAACACGACGUCCAAGGGCACUCAUGCAUCCGCGGCUACGGCUGCGAAGCUGGCAAGCUCAAGCCACAGCCGAGCUGACAGCGGUACCUUGUCGAUAUCGGAUGUCGCAUCCGACUCGGCGCCCAUCACUCUGCCUGAAGAGAUGCAAGUGUCUGCUAACGACGCGAAGGAUUCCGUCGCUUCUGCAUCCAACGGCCAGAAGGCAUUACAGGAUGCACUGCAACAAGCUGCACACGCGACGGCUGUAGCUGCAGCUACAGAGGGGCAGAGGGAUGCGGCUGGCUCAAGCUCAGGGCUGGCAAAGGAAGUGGUGACGGCAUGCAUUGCCCCGGCGACGCCUGUAGCCAAGCCACUCAUGGGGAGCUUCGUGCCUUCGUCCAAUGCCAAACAUCGUGCUGUCAUCGAUGGCCAGCGGCCGGUUCCUUCGCCGUUCUCGUUGCACAAUCGUGUGCGCAACAAGGGACUCGGUUUGCAAGGGAAGCGAAAGAGGGGAAGAGAUGCCGGCUUGGAUCCGUCGCAAAAACGCCAGCGCCGUUUCUCUAUCGACGACAUCAUCGGGCGACCACUUGUCGAGGCGGAAAGCGCACAGGGAUACAUGUCUACGCCGGAGGACAAUGGUGAAGAUAUUCAGCUGGUCGAUCUGGACGAUGUGGUCGAUGCCUCGAUGCUGUGGCGCCCCGGUCCAGGCGCUGCGUCACCUGAUAUCGAAAGUAACGAAGAUGCAGACAAGAAGGGGCGCAAGAGGCAGCUCGGAUUCAACGUGAACGCUUUUGCGCGAUGGAACAAAGUCCCCAUGCAAAGUUUCCGUGACGGGCAACAGCAGCAGCAGCAGCAACCGCAGGAAAGUGCAUCGUCUAUGCAAUUCGGCAACUCACGCUUUGCUCGCGAGCUGCGAAAAGGCUUGGAUCGAGGCCCGCGACAGAGAACAGACUCUUCUCCCUUUCGCGGCCGUGCUGCCGAACGCGCUCGGCUGGGUACUGACCGCGCGGGGAUGGACGCAAUGCUCACACCCACCUCGCUCACAGGACCAGCAAAUGGCAUCUUGGCGAUCAGCCCAGUCCUCUUCCCUCAGAGCGAUGCCCAGCCACAAUUCGAAGGAAACUCACAUGGCCUUUCAUCGGGGUCUUUACAGGCGACCGCGCUCGCCGAAGUGCCGCCGUUCGAUCUACAGUCGGAUGGGUGUCGCAAGAUCACACGGAGAGAAAAGCGCGAGAAGAAAGCGCGGAAGACUGCUCUGCGCAUAGCACUGCAGGCAGGCGAAGCUCCGACCUCCGCUUUCGAGCGGUCAAAUUCGCCGAGCCUUCAACAGCAUCGCAGCGCAUCCGUGCCGGCCUCGCCUGGUGUGUUCACGGGGACCAUGCCACAAUUUGCGGUCUCUGCGCCAUCGCCACUCAGCCUGUCCGCAAUUUCACCUGGCGCCACUGGUCGGGAAGUGCCGCGCAGCCCGCUGGCCAAUCGAUCACGGUCUCCUUCGGCGGACAAGGGCAAGCAGACAUUGAACCUUUCACUUCCGGGCCUGGAGGCCAAUGACAACGGCAGCAAUGACCAGAGCGAUAAGGGCAACCCUACGGGCCUAGAUCCCUCUGCGGUGUCCGCGCGAGCCCCGCCUACGUCCCUGCCCCCGUCGAGUGCGAUCCGUGCGCCUCUGUACUCUCCCCUGUUCGGAGGCAUCGCACCGCCUGCUGGACUCAUCGAUGACUUGGACGAGCAGCCGGUAGAGACGCUCAUGAUCUAGCGUCCUAUACAUAAUAAUCUCCUACGCAGUAGACAUGGUUGCGACACAUCAGCUUUAUCUGAAAGCCCAGCUGUAACCUACACGUUGAUUGCCAUUGCACAACGCUUAAAAAAAAGAAAGUGAGCAGC